AAAAUAAGCUGUUGAUCAUCUCCUUCUGCCAGCACAAGAUUAUAGGCCUAAACCAAAGAAUUCUUUGACUAGUAGGAACCCAUUUUUAAGUUAGGCGACAAAGGUCAAAGCCAACGUGGGCAUAUCUGCCAACUGGCGGCCACAGUGCCACUGUUGAAACACAGAUACAUAUAUGUUCUCUUCUCACAGACAAAUUCUCUGUAAAGAUUGCAUCUUUUUGAAAAUUCAGGCAAAUGGGUGUGCUUGAAAUGGGGAAUUAUAUUGAUUGGGAACAAGAAUCGUACCCACAAUAUGAAGAUUUCAUAGUGCUUCCUUUGUUUGCCCUUUUCUUUCCCACUGUCAGAUAUUUUCUUGAUAAAUUCGUAUUUGAGAAAGUGGCUAGAAGGUUAAUAUUUGGAAAAAGAAAGUUGGUGCUGGAAAGUGAGACAGAUAGAUGGAGAAGAAGGUUACGGAAAUUCAAAGAAUCAGCAUGGAAAUGUGUGUAUUUUCUAUCAGCAGAAGUUUUCGCACUUUCAGUGACCUACAAUGAGCCUUGGUUGAAAACAACCAGAUACUAUUGGGUAGGGCCUGGAGAUCAGGUCUGGCCUGAGCAGAAAUAUAAGUCAAAGCUAAAGGCACUAUAUAUGUAUGCUGGUGGAUUUUAUGCAUAUUCGAUAUUUGCACUUCUAUUCUGGGAAACAAGACGUUCGGACUUUGGGGUUUCAAUGAGUCAUCAUGUGGCUACUGUGAUUCUUAUUGUCUUGUCCUAUAUUUUCAGGUUUGCAAGAGUUGGUUCAGUUGUUUUAGCGCUUCAUGAUGCUAGUGAUGUAUUCCUGGAAAUAGGAAAAAUGUCCAAAUACAGUGGUGCUGAAGGUCUUGCCAGUUUUUCAUUUGUGCUUUUUGCUUUAUCUUGGAUUGUACUUCGCCUCACAUACUUCCCUUUCUGGGUUCUUUGGAGUACAAGUUACGAAGUUAUCCAGACCUUGGAUAAAGAGAAGCACAAAGUUGAAGGACCAAUCUACUACUACGUAUUCAAUUCGCUUCUAUACUGCUUGCUGGUUCUUCAUAUAUAUUGGUGGGUGUUGAUAUACCGGAUGCUUGUUAAACAAAUCCAGUCUAGGGGCCAACUAAGUGAGGAUGUUAGAUCUGAUUCUGAAGAGGAAGGUGACCAUGAACAUUAACCAUGCAAGAAGUGUUUUAUCUCCUCUGUGAAGGUAUUUGAUAGAUCUUCAUAGAUUUGGAUGCUAAUGGAAAGACGAUAAUGUACAGAAUAGUCAUAAGCAAUUUCUCUGUAUUCAUAUGUUUUUAUGCAAGCUUCUUUACUUACAUACAAAAUAGGCACACAUAAAUUAUCCGUGUUCCUCCCUGCUGCGAAAAAUACUAAAGAAGUUCCUGCUGUAUCUAAUAACUUUGUUAUUUAACUUGUAUUUUGUAAAUUUUCUUGGCCCUUUUUGCUUGCCUUUAGAUAAGAAGACUACUCA
Molecule: messenger RNA, 1460 nt
Organism: Nicotiana attenuata
Lineage: Eukaryota; Viridiplantae; Streptophyta; Magnoliopsida; Solanales; Solanaceae
Product: ASC1-like protein
Exons: 6
Coding region: 234-1160 (308 amino acids)
Biological process (GO): ceramide biosynthetic process
Cellular component (GO): membrane; endoplasmic reticulum
Molecular function (GO): sphingosine N-acyltransferase activity
Source: RefSeq, a predicted model, not a curated record